CACUACAAGCGGUUGCUGAUGCUGAAGCCGAGCGUCACUUCGGCUCCCACGGCAGACAUGGCGACAUUGACAGUGGUCCAGCCGCUUACUCUGGACAGAGAUGUUGCAAGAGCAAUCGAACUACUAGAAAAGCUACAAGAAUCCGGAGAAGUACCAGUGCACAAGCUGCAGUCUCUCAAAAAGGUGCUUCAGAGUGAGUUUUGUACAGCAAUCCGAGAGGUGUAUCAAUACAUGCAUGAAACGAUUACUGUUAAUGGCUGCCCUGAAUUCCGUGCGAGGGCCACAGCAAAGGCAACAGUUGCGGCUUUUGCAGCCAGCGAAGGCCACUCCCACCCUCGGGUAGUCGAACUGCCAAAGACUGAUGAAGGCCUGGGUUUUAACGUGAUGGGAGGAAAGGAACAGAAUUCUCCAAUUUACAUCUCCCGCAUCAUCCCUGGAGGGGUGGCUGAAAGACACGGAGGCCUCAAAAGAGGAGACCAGUUGCUAUCAGUGAACGGAGUGAGCGUGGAAGGGGAACAUCACGAGAAAGCUGUAGAACUUCUCAAGGCUGCUAAGGACAGUGUGAAGCUGGUCGUCAGAUACACCCCAAAAGUCCUGGAGGAGAUGGAGGCUCGUUUUGAAAAGCUGAGGACAGCUCGGCGUCGGCAACAGCAACAGUUGCUUAUUCAGCAGCAGCAGCAGCAGCAGCAGCCACAACAAAACCACAUGUCAUAGGCCCUUGAAGAAAAGCUAGCAGGUCAAUCAUCCAACAGUCACAAAUUUGGAACCCGUGCUCCGGAAUCCCAGCACAUAGAAAAAGGAAAAGAAAACACCAGUAAACACCUGUCACAAAACUGUGAACACAUGGUGUAUCCAUCCUUUACCAAGACAAUUCGACAUCUUCCUCCUCUGGGCACCAGCCCCCGUUCAUUGCUUUUUUACCUACUCAGACCUUCCAUUCAUGGCAGUGGAAAUGCAGUGUGUUGAGGGAGAGAAGUAUUCCAGUCUGCAGACUGAAAGAGUGUAAGAAUAAAGUCUGUGACUUUUGAACAAAUCACCUGGGCUAGGAUUAAGUGAAUCUUUGGUCAAGGCUCUUCCAGAGAUUAGCAAACCCUUCAUUAGGCUAUAGUUCAAACUGCAUCAGUUCAAGGUUGUGGCCACUUGAAAGGAACCUCAUAUCGACCUCUGCCCUAACCCUUUCCACAGUCUAUGUUGCUGAGCUGUCUGAAUUGGAAUUUGAUUCAGUUACAAACUCAACCUCCAUUCUCCUCUUGAAAAUGCCAAGUUCUUAUUCUAUAUAAUCUGUUCUGAACUUGGAAACAGUUGGCUUUUUAGUUUUCAUUCCUACCAAUAUCCAAACACAUCAACUGAAGUUUUUUAUUUUAGAAUAUUUUAGCUGAACUUUUAAUUUAUUAGAAGUGCAGGUUGGAACUUAAUGCUGUCCUUUUUUAGAAAGUUAAGUAUUGCCUGUAUCUAUUAUUAGUUUAGACAGACUACAAUGUAUAUUUGUUCCAAAAUAUAUAUAUAAGACCAGAGUACACUGGUUAUAACUUGGUUCUUUGUUUGCCAAGGGUCACUACUCUGGUAAGAGAUUCUCUAGACUUUAUGGAUUCCUUCUCAUUUGAUAUAUGUAAGCUGCCCUCAAUAUUUUCUUGUUAAAUUUUAUUUAUUCAUUUCCACUGAUGAACUUUGGAGAAGUCUAAACCCAUCCUGCACACAUUGAUGUACUUUCAUAGAAAUCUAUUUGAUAUUUUAAAUCUUGGAGAUUUAUAAUACUGAACUAUAACAUGUGCACAUAGAUAUACAUCAAAAGGGAUAUCUCACACAAAGUUUAGAUCGGUAACCCUAAAUACAAAUUUUAUUUUUUUGGCAGUCUAAGAUCAAAGGUACUGGCCCUUUUAUAUUGACAUAUGUGGAACCCAGUGAUACCAAUAUUGUAAAUGACAGAUACUGCUUUCUCCAAGGGAAAAUCGAUUUCAAUUUGCAUAUUCCCACUUGUAAAUAAGCAAUCAGAUUUGUUCAGCUUUCAUAAAGAUCUGUUAGCACCUCCUGUACACACAAUUUUUUUUUAAAUUUUGAGUAAAUCUAGACACAUAAUCUGGUUUUCCAUAAUGUAAUGAAUAGACACUUAAACACCUUAAGCACAAAAAUGUACACAGACACACACAGACACACACACCCAAAAGAAUAACUGCCUAGUUAAAGCAAGCAGAUGGGUCAUCAAAACAGAGUCCACUAGUUUAAUAUGUCCAUUCUUUUUUGCAAAAGCAGAAAAUGGUUCCCCAAGCUACAAAGAAUUUGGUAUUUCAGAUAGUCCUCUAGCAUAGAAAUUUGUGAAGUUCAGCUUACAAGCCAUCUUCCUGAAACUAAACAAAACCAAUUAGACAUACCCAGCAUGUUUUGUCUCGCACCAUCGGGUGGUACUACUGUCAAGAGCAAUGUCUUACUGCUUUAGAUAGUGCAUUGCCCACCGGAUGACAAACAGCCAGAAAACCAAGAGCUACACCAAUUUAUUUCAACCCUAUCCUGUUAUGGUAACAGAUUCCCAUCCUCAAAAAUAUAUCCUUUUUUUUUUUACUAGAGAAAGGUUGGGGGGAGGGGUCAGUGAGGAGCCAGAAUGUUAUAUAAAAUAGGCCAAUAAAAGGGACAAGCAUGACAAAAAGAAAUAAGUGCAGAUUAUAAGUAUUAUUCAGUUUGAAAGAUAGUUCUCAUUUUUAUAAAAAAUGUAAUAAACAUAUAUUUUAGUUAUCAUUUAAGAAAGAAAUAUUAAAGCUAUUCAGGAGAUGCCACAAAACUCUCAUAAAAGGAAAUCAUCUCACCCUUAUAAUGAGAAAAUGGUCAUUUCAACGAGUUUCAGUACAUUGUAUAAAUUUGGAGCUUAAGACGAUUAUGUUUUCCCUUAGCUGUUACGUGUUUAGUUAAUACCAAACUUAAUAUAUGGUUUCACAUCAGUACAAGUAUUGUCAGAAGCCACUAUGAAAUAAGCAGGUACUUUUUAAGCUGGUGUUUUCUAGAAGUCUUUGAAUUUUAUGCUUCAUCUGUACAACGUGUAGCGCUGAUAAAUGUAUGCCAGGUUGUUUGUCGAAAUGAAGCAAUCCAUCAUAUGUACAGAAGCCAAGGGAUAGGUUAUACGUCUUCACGGUCUUACAUACAAAUGGCUGGUUCUCUUUAGCGAAGUUUAUCUCAUUAAAAUGUAAGCAUUUCCCUGGAAUUUUAAUCAAAAGUGACACCCCCAAAGACUUACAGAAGCCGCUGGUGCAUCUCUGAAGUUUCACUGAAGCAAAAUUGAAAAGGAAGAACAAAUCCACCAUGAUUUGUACUGAACUUCUCUAUUCCCAAGAAUCACAAACAAAGCCUCUCACAUGGCUGAUGUCAUCCAUUAAAAGAAAAGGCAUCGUACGUAGACUGGACUUCCAUGCAGUUCAAUAUAAAUAUAAUAAAUGGGGUGUUAAAAGUUAGGAAGAAAUGGUUGUGACAGGAACCUGAUGGAGUGAAUCUCAGCUCCCUCCCUUGGUCAAGUGCAAGUAACUCUCUCUGCACCUUUUCCCUGCUAUGAUACUAAGGCAAGCACAAAAGGUAAAAGAAAUCCUGAACCUUUUCACUGGAGCAUUUACAUUUUGAUUCUGCAGUCAUUUGCAACAGAACAUCUGCAGGGAGAUAAUGAGCUUAAAUUACAAUUGACUUUGGAAGAAUAACAGACUCUUGUGUUCCUCAAUCUUGUAAUCAAUAGGGAAUUCUCUAGCAAUGAGAGAGCCACCGCUAUCUUUCAAGACAAUGCUAAGAUCUAAGUAAAAAAAAAGUCUAGCAUUCAGGGGUUUGUUAAGAAUGGGAGUUUGUCACUAAAAAACUUGGCUAGAGACAAAUUAUACCUAUUUACAAAUGUGGUUCUCAAACAUGGCAUCAAGGAUCUUAUUUCCUUUUACCUAGCUGUACAUUCAGGACUCUAAAUGUGGUACACUGCUUUCAACAUCUAUUACUAUUUGUGGGUGUGGGAAUGAGUCCCUGGAUUUCUUACCUUUUAGCUGGGCUUUGCUUGUAAGCACUCCUAUUCUAUACUUAAGCUUCAAACAAGAUGUCGACACAGACACAGAGUAUUCUCCGAGGUUUCUGGGACCCCUAUGAGUAAGACCUUCCAGGGCAUCCUAUCCUUCUUUAAACCCAAACACUAUAAGACCAAGUAAUGUGACUCUGGUCCUGCAGACGUGCUGGCACUCUCCAGGCACUCAGUGAAUAUUUGUUGAAUGAAUGAAUUACUGAAGAGGAUGGUAAAUGAAUUAAUUUUGACUUCUGACUAACAUAUAUUGGCAUUAUAAUUUUAUAAUUUUGCAUGUCAUAGCCAGAGCCAGAAUUUCCUCUAAGAUACAUCCUGGAAUCAAAUUAAAUUAAAUAUCUCAAAGAUUCAAGGACCUUUAAGUCAGAAGCAAUGCUUGGGAAAUAUACAUAUAUAUAUAUAUAUAUAUAUAUAUAUAUAUUCUGAACUUUAUAUAUAAUGAGUAAAACUCUCUAGUUCUUUACAAAAGCACAUGGAUAAUUUGGCAUGCAGGCUUCAAAAUAGAACUUUAUUUCUAAAGUUUACAGAACACUAUGCUUUAGGCUUUUUUAAACAGUUAUAUCAUCAAACAUAUAUUACCCUAUGACACGUGUAUUUUUCAAAGGAUCCAUGGUCAUUGAAAGCGCCAUUUCUAAACUUCUGCUUCCAAAUGCCCCCUCUUUCAUCAUUGACUCCUAGAAUAUACCUGAGCUAAAAAUUACUCACUUGUCACCUCCCUCCCAAACUUUUCCGUGUAUUUAUUUAUUUAACAAAUAUGUCUGUGUUCCUGGCACAUGCUAGAUUCUAGAAAUGCGAUGCGAAACAAGUCAAAUGUAAUCCAAUCCUAAAGUAUACUAUGAGGAACUCUUACUCUGGCUAACUAGUUUAUCGUUGACUGGGUUCUCAUCACACAUGCUCGAGCAACAGCAGCAACAAGAAGCCCUCACUGCAGCAUGGGAACCAUUCAAUACUUCCCACGUAGACUUAUGUGAGCUUGCCUUUCUGAACAUAACCCCUCAAAUUUACCCCGUAGUUUAGCCAUAAAGCAGAGUUACAGCCCAGGGAAGUAGGCUAUUUUAAAAUUUCAUCAGUAUCUACCAGGUUUCAGCUUCAGAGCUUUUCCCACCCAAGCUCUAUUAACAGGGCUCCAUUUAUACACAGAAGAACUGAAGCACAGAUCCAUGACUUUUCCAAGGUCAUCCGGUUAGCUGGUGGAGUUGGGGGUUUGAACCCAAGAAGUCCAACACAGUGGUCCAUGUGCCUAAGGAUUAUCCAUAGGCUUUGGGGAGUCACUCCUGUAUUAAAGCGAAUGAAUCAUUGUAUAUAGAAAUAUCUUGAGUUUGUAGUGAGUAAAAAAAAUAUUAGUAAAUUAUAUUUCAUUAUAGCCAACAAAUCACAUCAGAAACUAUGUGAUCAGGACUAUACCUGAGUCUUACAUGAUGGCCUCAUGAGCUACAAUACAUCAAGCCAGGGACAUGCAUACAAGUUCAGAUCCAGAAAAUUUCUACUUGUGAAAAUGUUUCGAUGACUUCAGAAUUAUUCAUUGUCAGCCACUGUGUCUAUUUGGUGCUACAAACAAAAAAAAAAUGAAAGAACAAACCCCUGAUCCAAGGGCUUAUAAAUACACAGUGUGGAGAUGAACCAAGGGCAUUUCAUAUUUAUAGGGAAGGAUUGGCCAACUGUUCCAUUUCUCACCAUUGCAUGUACAUUGUGUCUUUCCAAUUGUUUGCGUUGUUUUUAUGAAAGAGCUGCAAAAUUGUGCAGUGGUUCAACAUGACCAAAGUGGUAUUAUGCUGCUGGGAAGUAAACGUAUUAGAUACCAGA
Messenger RNA from Rattus norvegicus (Norway rat), 5833 nucleotides. It is a transcript of the gene Lin7a, whose product is annotated as lin-7 cell polarity scaffold A. The record is from RefSeq and is marked validated. Gene Ontology annotation, cellular component: plasma membrane; bicellular tight junction; anchoring junction. The coding region runs from base 19 to 714 and encodes 231 amino acids. The transcript has 6 exons. NCBI's taxonomy places the organism in Eukaryota, Metazoa, Chordata, Mammalia, Rodentia, Muridae.